Penaeus vannamei (Pacific white shrimp) is the source of this 1245-nucleotide messenger RNA. NCBI's taxonomy places the organism in Eukaryota, Metazoa, Arthropoda, Malacostraca, Decapoda, Penaeidae. The record is from RefSeq and is a predicted model, not a curated record.
CCGUGAGUGUGAAAGGACGGGGCUACGGAGAGCUGUGCAAGAGAGAGAGAGAGAGAGAGAUUGAAAGAGGUAGUCUGUCUGUCAGUCAAAGAGGAACAUCCGUUAAAGCGCACCUGUUUUUUUUAUCUCUCUGCGAAAGGAGCGAAAAUGGGGAGUCCCUACGGUGCUGCAGAGGCCUUUGCCGUGUUGGGGGAGGACGAGUAUGUGUGCACUCUGCCGCCGGAGGUUAGGAAAGUGGCCUCCAGGGACCUGAUGGAGGACGAGGCCACGAGGGUCGCGGGACUGAAGGCCAUGAGGGAGUUCGUGGCCAGGAACACGGCCAUCACCAAGUGCAGGCUCGACGGGAACUUCCUGUUGCGAUUUCUCCGCAUGAAAAAGUUCAGGAUCCGCGAAGCUCAAGAACUGCUGGAGAAAUACCUUCACAUGCGCACGGAGAACACACACUGGUUCCACGGUCUCGACAUCAAGGACCCCAUGAUAGAGAACCUCAUUGACAGGGGGUACUUCUUUGCCCUGCCGGAGAGGGACGACUCCGGGAGGAGGGUGUUCUUCAGUGUUGCUGGCAGAAUGGAUCCAACCAAACACACCACUUCAGAUCAAAUGAAGUCCAUGCAAAUUGCCUUCGAAUCCCUUUUAGAAGAUGAAGAAAAUCAGGUCCGAGGAUUCACAUACAUUUUUGACGAGAAGGAUGUUGGUCUUUCCAUUAUCACACUUUGGUCACCUGCUGAUGUCACUAAAGCUUUCCAAUGUUGUGAGAAAACCAUUCCAAUGCGGCACAAGGAGAUUCACUUUGUGAAUUUGCCCACGGCACUGUUUGCAAUUUUUGAAUUUGCUAAAACUCUUCUGUCAGAAAAGAUUAAGAACAGAUUCCAGUAUUGCAACAUUAAAUCCAACAAAAAAGAUACGGUCAAGUGUGAGAAAAAUCAAAAUGUGAACAUAAAUGAGAAAAAGAAUUUUGAUAUUUUCACUGUAAUUCACCUUGACACUAAUAGCAUAUUGCUGUUAAUGUCAAGAUCCUCAGAGAUUUACACAGUUAAUAGGAACAUAAGAAUACUGGGAUUAUUUAGCACACUUCAUGCUGCCUGUUCUUCUUUUUCUAUAUCACACUUCCAAGUGCUUAUCCAAUCCAUGUUGGUAGUGGCUAUUACAAGGCUAAUAAGGACUCAGAGAGCUAACAAGUUUAUUUCAAUUGUUCUCAGUUUGAGAACUAACAAAACCACUCUGACAUCUGGCUAUCAGUUUUGA